Molecule: messenger RNA, 759 nt
Organism: Haemonchus placei
Lineage: Eukaryota; Metazoa; Nematoda; Chromadorea; Rhabditida; Trichostrongylidae
Source: the annotation of a GenBank genome assembly
CCAGGAGAUAGGGAAGGGACUCGUUCGACCCAGUACACUAACCGUUUCCUUGGAUCUCUGGCUAAGAUCACUACGCUAGAAAGCAUACGGUCUCGAAUUUUCGAUUUUUCAGAAAUAUGUGCGGUGUGCCACUUAGCCAUACUGGAACGAUACUUCCUCGUCUUGGAACAUCGCUCCUACCAUCCUCAUUGCUUGCGUUGUGCUCUUUGUCACUGCGGUUUAUCCUACGAGCCUACUUGCUAUGUGAAGGAUGGUCUCGUUCUAUGCCGUCGUGAUUACACUGCAAAAUUCCGGAAAGCUUGUACAAAGUGUCGACUUCGACUGGAAAACGAUGAUGUGGUGAUGAGAGCACGUGAAGCCGUUUUUCACGUGCAUUGUUUUUCGUGUGUUGUCUGCGACACUCCUCUGAACGCUGGCGACAUUUUUACGAUGACAGAACGCGGCGAAAUUUUCUGUCAAAGGUCACUCAGUUCUGGGUGGGGAAUUGGUACCUACUUCCCUCCCCCUCCCCCAAGGCAAAAAGACCGCUCAAAAAGAAUGAGGACUUCGUUCAAACAUCAUCAACUUCGAACAAUGAAGCAGUACUUUAAUUUGAAUCACAACCCUGAUGCCAAGGACCUCAAACAACUGGCCCAAAAAACUGGACUGACCAAGCGAGUUUUACAGGUAAUCCAGCUUAGUCAUCAAUUGAUGGACAUUACAUAUGUGACCACACUUUUGCCACGCUUCGGUAUGUAUUGGCCGAGAUGGAAGCCCUGA